GCUUCGAGCAAGCUCUUCCCAACACGAUAUUACAACCUCCAACACGAUAUUACAACCUCCACCACCUCACUAUCUUUCUAUUUUGACCGUUACACGUCCGAUUUCGCACUCCCAUCAUUUCCACCUCUGUAUCACCUGCAUCGAUAUUCUGCCUUCACCCAUCCCGAUCCCCCCCCCCGGGCCUCCUUGGUCAUUGAGUCUGCCAGCACGCUGGUCGAGUGUCGCAACGGAGCGAGCCUCCAACAAACGAGUUCCUACAGGAUGACGGCGGGCGAUAACGGGUAUACCGGCAAUAGCAGUGGGAAUAGCAAUAACGCGAGUAGUAGUGGUAGCGGCAGUGGAAGUGGUAGUAGCAGUGGUAAUGUCGACGGGCACCGGGACGGUCUAUGCAACUUGGUGGAAGGCCUCACACUAUCACCAGUCACCUCCCCUAUUUCGCCCACAUCCCCGUCAUCGGCUCCACUUUUCAACCACCCUUCACAAUCAAUCUUUAAUAAUCCCGGCAUCGGAUCCUCCGCAUCCUCUCUGUUGGCCGUUCCCUAUAGCAACGCGGGUGCUCGGCUCCACUCCUUCACCUCCCGACCUCUGAGUUAUAGUUGUGGAAGUGGUAGCCCUCUGGCCAUUGCGAGCUCGAGUGUUAAGGCGACUGCUGUGACUGGGGGCUCGAGUGGGAAUAGUAGCCGCGGGACUGGUUCUGAUCCUGCCGUGAAGGAGGUGGACGAUCCAACAACCCCUGUGGGCCAGUUAGACAAGGCUUCUGCGCCGAAUACCUUCUCGAGGCUCUUUGCAACACCAACCCCGCAGGCUACGUUUAGUCGGAGCGGAAGGAAUUGCAGUUAUCGGGGUAGGAAACUGCUCAGCCCUAACAUAGCUUUUUUUCCCUUUUUCUUUCUCUCCGCGGGAAAGCUUAGCUAACGUGUGAUGAUAGGUUCUGACUCGGUCAAGUUGGAAGAAUUCCUCUACACCCGUGGUUUCUUGGAAGGGGCUUGCAGCGAUGUCACCAUCAUCGCUUUCGGUUCUCGAUAUUGCCUGCAUCGACUUAUCCUGGACCGAUCGCCUUUCUUCUCAUCAUGCUUCAACGGCGGGCCUUGGCUGGAAUCUACCUCAUCGGAGAUCUCAUUGUCUCCAUCAGAUCCUAAUAUCACGCAGCAUGCGUUUGAACUUGCUUUAGGGAGAUUGUACGGCCAUGUCGACAGAACCGAGGAGGACCGUCACGCCCUCCCAUUGUUGGCUGCGGCGAGCUAUUUAGAUCUCCAGGACCUCGCGGAGUCUUGUGCCAGCUCCUUACUCAGAAACCUCAAAACAAGCAAUAUCUCUACCGUCGCUAGAUUUGUCACAAACAGCUAUUACGGUCCGCUCACAGACAGACUAAUGGAGAGCGCUAAAGCUAUGCUAUAUCGGGAUGGGUGGGAGAUGAGUUUUGAGGAGUGGGAGGGGAUUAGUGGUGAGGUUGCAGCUGAGAUUAUUGGUUAUGAUGGGUUUUACGUCCCUAGCGAGUGGUUGAGAUACUGCUUCGUGAAGGAGAUGAUUGACUGGCGGAUUUGCCAUUCUUUCUCGUAUAACCGUGCAACUAACGAGGGAUGUUCUUUGGAUGACGACGAUUACGAUGCGGAUGGGGCUUCAGCUUUCGAGGAAGACGAGACUGACGUUAAGCCCUUGAGAGAGCUCUUGGAGAAGGGCAUCUACUAUAUCCAUAUGAGCUUCGAGGAAUUGCAGAAGAUUGAGAAUAGCCGAGAUGUUCUCGGAAGAAGGACAGUAACUCAGGACACGAUCAGAGAAGCGCUCUGGAACCAGAUCCGAUUGAGGCAGAAGGUUAUGAAUGUUCCGCUAAAUAGCCCUGAUCUUGGCAUUACCGAGACAGAGAACGUACGCCAACCUACACCUCUGGGAAGGAAGAGCUCUCAGAGAUUGCCGACUCCAAGGUUUGGCGAGAAAUUGGGCGAUUCAGGAUCAGGGCGAGUUACUCCUACGCGACAGGAUGAUGGAGAUGAUGGGCUCGAUGGACCCGAUACGCCAACUACUAUACGCGGGCGCCAGACUAAGCGCAAGUAUUAUAUUCCUACUGAGGACACGACCACGGUUAUUGGGGAUUGUCAGGAUACUCCUCAGCACCUUGUUGUCUCUCACCCAGCCCAUCGGACUUCUACUUCUAGGGCUUCUGAAUGCCAGACAGGCGUGGAGCGAGCCGGGGGUGACGAAGACAGGGAUUCGUCUAUCCCGUUCGAAGAGCUAAGGUACUCCGAGUUUCCACCAUUCAGGUUCUCAGCGGAGUUCAAGAGCGUUCACUGUCUCAAAGAGAAGAAGAGAGUAUACUCAAAGACGGUGUUUUAUGCUGGAAGUCACUGGAACAUUUAUAUUCAGAAGGUCCGUAGUAAGAACCUUCAACUCGGUGUCUACCUCCACCGAGCCAAAGGGGAGACUGCGGGCGGAAGCCAUGGUGGCUCAUCCGCCUCACGAGAUGCCGAAAGUGUUGGACAGGUUAUUACUGUAGACGAGAAGAUUGGCACUCUUGAGUUGCAUACUCGCAGCACGAAUCAUUCGGCUGAGGGUCUUGGGGAUGUGACUGUUACCACCGAUGGAGAUGUCACGACAUCCACCUUUACCGAUGGGAACACGUCGGGGAGACCCGGGGCCAAUACUAGUGCUGCCAGGUCUGCUGUGCCUCAACCUUCGUCUUCGGAAGUUGGUGUGCCGGCGGUUCCGUAUUACGUUGAUUCCAGGCCUAUGAUUCAGACGUACUUCAAGAUAUUUAGUCCUAGUAGAAAGGGCAAAGUUUUGAGCAUGUUUUCUUCCGGGCCGGAUAGUUUUAAUUUUUCGCAGAGCUGGGUAUGUGCCCUCCUCCCCUUACUAUUGUAAUACGGAUACUGACAACUUAAUGCAGGGGUGGAAGAGCAGUAGUUUGAUACUUGAAGAGGGGAUGAUCGGAGGGGACGUGGAUAAGGAUGCUAGACUGAGAUUCAUGGUUGUUCUCGGU
Messenger RNA from Tuber aestivum (summer truffle), 2974 nucleotides. NCBI's taxonomy places the organism in Eukaryota, Fungi, Ascomycota, Pezizomycetes, Pezizales, Tuberaceae. The record is from the annotation of a GenBank genome assembly.